This is a messenger RNA of Cheilinus undulatus (humphead wrasse), 1591 nucleotides long. RefSeq names its product gsk3b interacting protein (gene gskip). The record is from RefSeq and is a predicted model, not a curated record. NCBI's taxonomy places the organism in Eukaryota, Metazoa, Chordata, Actinopteri, Labriformes, Labridae. Bases 250 to 651 code for a protein of 133 amino acids. Gene Ontology annotation, molecular function: protein kinase A binding; kinase regulator activity. The transcript has 3 exons. Gene Ontology annotation, biological process: regulation of canonical Wnt signaling pathway. Gene Ontology annotation, cellular component: cytoplasm.
AUGGCGGAACUGUGCUGCCCACGGGACAAUUAUUGGGUCAAGAUUUAUUUUAAGUAGUUAUUCAGACAUUAAUCAGGUACGCUCAAGGUUAAUGCACUGCAUGCGUUAAUGUAGCUUCAGCCCGCUUCUGUACACUAUUCUGAUCCUCAACCGUUACAUAUCUCACGAGAGUCAGCGCGCGUUUGACGGAGAGCUCCGAGUGAGCUCGAAGCUUCCACAAGCCGGAAGAACACAACCAGCGAGGAGGGAAUGGAGAUAGACUGUCAGCCUGAGGAGGCCAUCGUCACUUCAUUUGAUGAGGAUUGUGUGGAACUUGGUGACGUCAAGGACAUGAGACUAGAGGCAGAAGCAGUGGUCAAUGACGUUCUUUUUGCUGUCGCUGAAAUGCACGUGUCACAGAGUCUUAACAGUGCGUCGGAUGUGGCGUACAUAAACGUGGAAACCAGAGAGGGAAACCGGUACUGCCUGGAGCUCACAGAGGCAGGACUGAGGGUGGUGGGCUAUGCCUUCGAUCAAGUGGACGAGGAUUUGAGCACCCAGUAUCAUGAGACUGUUUACUCCCUGCUGGACACACUGAGUCCCGGGUACAGGGAGGCCUUUGGGAACGCUCUGCUCCAACGGCUCGAGAGGCUGAAGCAAAAUGGACAAUAAAAAUAUAAAGGACCAAGUCAUUCAAAAGUGGGUCAAAUGGAACAGAAGCUGAGGAUGUGGGUGUAUUUGGACAUGAGUCAUCAAAUAUUAUUCUAGCAUACUAUGUGACGUUUGCCUGCCUGUCUGCCACCACAAAGCGGGCCUGCCUGCCCUAUCUUCUGCUUUCUUCUGACAUUCAUACCAUCGAAUGACUACAUGUUAGUUUAGGGAUUGGCUGUGCGGGGUCUGUUGCAACAAUGUGUUGUGGACUUCACUGUGGAAAAGAUCUUCCUGCUCCCACAUGUUACAGCUCUGUAACUGUGAGUUCAGCACCUUUUGUACUGAUGAAAAAUGAUCUGAGAAAGCAGCAGCACGUUUUUACAAAGUAUUCAGUCAGUUUCACUCUCUGCCCUGCUUGCACUAAAGCUCAGAACUGCUCAGAUAUUAACAACCGGUUUGUUGACAGCAAGUGGGAGAUGGCCAAAGCUAUAGUAUAUCAGCUUCAGUCUUUUAAACUGCCUUAAUGCCUGACUUUUGGUUAGAAAAGUACAAAAACUCCUUUAUUUAUCCUUGUUGAAUCUUGUGUUGACAGAUAAUUUAUAUUAUAUUCUGCCUUUGACUAAGCUGGCUCAGUAUUCAGUACCAAGUAACACUAUUUUGCUUUUCUCUCUUUUUUUGAACUACAACUCAAGCUUACACUUCAGGCUGCUGCUGUAUCCUUGUGGGAUAAAUACUUUUAUUUCUAUUGUGGUUAAAUUUUGGUUCAUUUUGUUGUGCUGCUCAGCAUUUGUGGGACCUUUAGAGCCGCUUUACAGUGUUGGUUUAUAGUACAUGUGACCUGGUUAUGAUCCUGAUACUUCAGUGUUAAGAUAUCUACUUUGAGAAAACUUGCUCCAUUUGCAUUUCUACUGUUAUUCCUUGCUGCUGGCCUUUGCUCAGACCAAUAAAGUCUUAAAAAAGA